Molecule: messenger RNA, 750 nt
Organism: Penaeus indicus
Lineage: Eukaryota; Metazoa; Arthropoda; Malacostraca; Decapoda; Penaeidae
Gene: Mettl5
Product: rRNA N6-adenosine-methyltransferase METTL5-like
Exons: 2
Coding region: 1-636 (211 amino acids)
Biological process (GO): rRNA methylation
Molecular function (GO): nucleic acid binding; rRNA (adenine-N6-)-methyltransferase activity
Source: RefSeq, a predicted model, not a curated record
AUGAUGAAACUGAAGGAGCUAGAAUCUUGGCUCCAAGACAUUACUGGGUUUGAAAAUCCAAAGGUAAAACUAGAGCAGUAUGAAACACCAGCUCACAUUGCUGCACGGAUGGUUCAUACGAUGGAAUCCUCAUUUGGAGAUCUGCAGGGGAAGGUUGUAGCGGAUCUGGGAUGUGGGUGUGGAAUGCUGGCAGUUGGAACAGUCAUGAUGGGUGCCUCAGUCACUUUUGGCUUUGACAUUGAUAGUGAUGCUCUUCAGAUCUGCCAAGAAAAUCUAGAGGAAUUAGAGGUCCCGUCCAUAGAGCUAAUACAAACUGAUGUCAAGUUAUUAGCCGGAGAUCAAUCAAAAUUCCACAAGUUUUUUGACACCGUUGUCUUGAACCCACCCUUCGGCACCAAACACAAUCAUGGUUCAGACAUGGAAUUUCUCAAAGUGGCUUUAGAUAUUUCCAAAACAGCAGUGUACAGCCUACAUAAGACUGCCACAAGAAGCCACAUAACAAAGAAAGCAGCCGACUGGGGCGUUAAGAUGCAGGUUUUGGCUCAACUACGUUAUGAUCUCCCAAGUACCUACAAGUUCCACAAGAAGAAGUCAAUUGAUAUUGAAGUUGAUUUUAUUAGAUUCUCUCAUAAAUAGAUCCAAUAUUGAGAUAGGUACAUAUUUUUUACAAAGUUAAAUAAAUAAAAUGAAGGACUGAGGGGGGAAUUCUGAUUGUAAGUGUACUGGUAAUUAUACACAAUUUAUAUUUGA